GUGGCUUAACACCAUCAAACGAUUUGGAUCCAUCGAUUUUGCAGCCUGAGCCCGGUCACGUUGGCCGGGCCCUCGAACGUCGUGCCGCCGCGUUCAACUUGAAGCCGCGCUUCCGAGUCUCGGGCCCAGGCUUAGGCUGGCACUCCAUCUAGAAUAACGGCCGCCUUGGCGCAUCAUGGUCCAGCACCGCCGGCGUGAAAGGCCACCGUCACGCUAUGUCCGAGUAACGGCGGUGCGGUCACUGGCAUGUUCAAGUUCGCAGACUUUAGAGAUCAUUUUGGAGCAUGUUGUGUGACGACGUUCUUGCCUUGGCUAGAAAUGCCGGGCAACCACUUCUAGAAACGCCGGGCAACAUACAUACUACUAGUGCCAGACUGGCAACCGUUUCUAGAUAUAUAUCUGUGUGUAUAUCUGUGUGUAAAGCGCGGUAGAUCGACGGGUUUUGGACGGGAUGAGCGUCGUGGGGCUUGAAGGGGACGGGAUAUCGGAUGUCCUACUAAGCUGGCUCCACACAAAAGACGAACUAGGUUAUGGGCCUUCUUUGAGAAUGCCAGACACAAUAGUCUAUAAAUUCGGUCAGCCUGUCCACUGGUACUUUACGAGUGUAAGUGGUAAGCUUAAAAAAAAGAAUAAACAGAAUCUAGCCAAUGUACGCAUUGAAGAAGUUUUUAAUAAAAGGAACAGUGAAGUUGUUGCGUACUACAUGAGUGAGAUGGCUGUGCAAGGUCGCCGGGAGAAAGUUACAGCAAUUGAAUACUUUGAUCGCAGAGGUUUGCACGAGUUUCUCUACAACAGAUGGAAAGAGAAUAAUGGUAUCCUCCAGCAUUUUGUUGAGCCAAAGGGUGUCCACAACGCAAUCAUUAGAGCGAUAUGGUCACCAAAGGUUUGCCUCUUGGAAAGACGGGUUAAUUCUAAGCAGCUCUACGACCAAAGAUAUGGUUUGUAUGAGCGUGCGGUGACAUAUGAGGGACCAGAACACUUUAGUAUAGCCUCGCCACUGCGUGGGACUGCUUUGCCAAGUCAAAUCCAGCGACUUUGUGAGAACCUUGUCGCACACGUCACUGAAGUUUCCUUUCAAAAGUGCCGUGUUGCACGUAUGGUUGCUAACUUCAAGGUGGACUCAAGAGGGCGAAUAUGGUUUCUUUGGAGUGAUUCUAUUAGACUCGAGAGGAGUUGUGGAAAGUCUCAGGAUCUGCCACGAAUAUGUACACCGAUUGAUAUCAACCGAACUAUUCAACUACCCGCCGAUGUUACGCUCAUAGACAAGCCAAAUCAUUCUCAAGGUGAAUUUAAACCCCUCAACUGCUUGCAAUGUAUAAGUUGUGGGAAAUCAGCAACUUCAGACAAGUUUCAUCAGGUGCGAUAUCAAACUAUAAUUUCCCAUUUUGAAAGAGCUCUUGCUGCAAUUGUGGAUAAAAGUCAAACAUCGAAGUACUAUCCCGAACCCUUGAUCAUGGAAGCGUCUGGGGGCGUGGGGUUUGGCAAGGCAAAAGACUGCGCAGGGAUUCCACUCAGGGGUGCAGGGAUUGUAAUUCCUCCUAUAAUAAAACAGAUUCAUCCAAAAUUAUCACCUGAAAUUUACAAACGAUACCGGCGAGACCCACUUUUUAUGUACAAAAGUGCAGCUGUGUGCGAAAAUUGUUACCUUGUCUACGCAGAAUUUGUAACUGCAGCGAGCUCACGAAAAUACAGUGAGCUCGACUAUACUACAAAAGCAAAUGCGAAGACAAAGACAAACACAGACGAGGCCCUUCAGAAAAACUUAGCCGCCAACAAUGGUAAUAAAACCCUCAACAGACAAACAGCUAAGCCUCUGAUGCCAUCGAUACCGGCUCCAAUAUACAGUGUUCCAGGAGCAAAUACGGGCUCGCCAUAUUUUGAUAGUAAAAACUAUAGUGAUGGACUAUCGGUCGGUGCAAUUAUUCACCAACGAGGUGGGUUUAGCAAUUGUUCACAUAAGCAAAAAUAAAAAUUCAUGUGCACAGAAAAAUCUUUUUUCAACGAUGUUAGUAGCGCGCACUUGCAGAAAGGACAUCCUCUUGCCCAUCUUGCCACCUCAUUCCGUUCGAUCCAGCAACACCCCCCAGGAGGUUUUGAUAAAAGUUCAAAUGCACAUACCCUAAACCCAUAUAGUAAUCAGCCAAACCUGAAUAAAGUUUUUGCAACAAAGAGUGUCAGAGAUGAGAAAGGCAAUCAAAGAAUGCAGAGGGACUUUUUUUUGAAUUCUUCAUCAAAACAACAUCGUGAAUUCCUCCUAUCAACGUGCGUAUUAGGGUCAAUUAGCACGUGCGUAUCAUACUUGUGAUAGGCUGCGCGAAGUAGAGACGCACGCUAACACUCCCAAUGUACUGAGGACAUGGGCACAUCAAGCUGCAGGAGGUAAUGGGAACAAUACACAGCGCAAGCUGCCCCUUGACCCGCUUCUACCUGCUUCAAGGUAAGAUCUAAAGCCAAACAUGUAAAGGCAAGUAGAAGCAAGUGCCAAGCGAUCAAAGGAGAGUAAGUCCUAAUGCUUUCAGGCUGGAGUACUAGGCAGUAGUUUCCCUCUCUCUCUCAUCCAGCGCUGAGCUCCAACGACAGUGCCACUUUGCCAUCAUAAUUGCAAAGGGCAUCAUGCGUUAUUUGAGCAGCGGCCCCUAGCUGGCUUAUCGGACUUGGGGGUCGGGCACUGCUACAUUUUUGGCCCGGGGCUCUAGCCCGGGGCCCAUGUCCGAGGCGGGUUAGCGUCGUAUUGUGGGCAUGUAGGGACUCGAACUUAUCAUCUGGACUUUUGAUCGGGCAGAUAGGCUGCGCGAAGCCCGGGACCAGCGCCCAAGCAGCCUGAUUCGACCCGGGGCUCGUGCGAACCUUGUAAGAGCCGGAUGAGGUCAGGGGCUCGCACGGGGACGUCGGUUCGCCCUGGGGCGGUAACUAACCUGGUGACUAUGGCCGCCAUUUCGCUAUUCUCUUCAAGAAAAAGGCACGGCCCUGGGGGGCUAGAUUGACACUGGCUGCCCCGAGGGUUGGCGUCGGCCGCACGGUCGGCACAUAUACUACCGCAAGGCCGGAUGAAAACGAGCUUGUGACGAAUUAAGAGCCCUCGCUCGCGCUUUAAUCGUCCUCCGGUCCUCUGUACAGACCGCUGCCUUCCCAGGGAGGCCCUACCGACCUCCGUCGGGAGGCUUUAUUUUAUGCCAAUGCGCAAAGAAGCUGGCACUUUUGGGUCGAUUAAGACUUACCCAGAGUCUGGUUUCCCCCUCUGACUCAGAGUCGGACGAAGGUAAUGAGAGAUAAGUCGUGACUGUGACAUGCAAUGUGUUCAAGUUGCAAGUGUAAGAUGGAAGAUACCAUGCGAUGAUGCGAAUUGGGUGUACUAUAGCACUAGUAUGGCGUGGGAUGACUACCGGCUUGUUAGUGUUCAACUACACACUGGCAUAUUGCCCGGGCCCUGCUUACUAUAUUCCAAAUGAUACAAGGAGGUCACGGUCUAGGGACUUGGGAAGAAGCCUUAGAAGGGCGUCCGAAUCCCGUAAAUGAUUUUGCGCAUUUUCGGUAAUUUCGGGGGGGCUUUUUGGUUACGAGGCAGGUCGGAUGACCAGUUGAAGUGACAAAACCACUCCUUCUUCGCCCGGACAGGAUCUGUAAACAUCAAGGGCUAAAAGGCGUCCGGUUGCCCCCCCCCCCCUCGUGUUUGCUCCUUUUUGUAUCUGUUCUAACACUGGCACGUCAUGGUCUGCGACUUUGAUUAAAACACAAUGGGACAAAGAAAAUACAAAGCAAUGGCGCAAUGGAGAGUGAGACUCAACUUGCAGACCAUGGCGUCGUCCUUGAUAGACGCAAUUUGGAAGCACCAUCAGAUGCAUCUUGAUGUUGACCCACAUGAACGAGUCCCUUGAUGACAUCCUGGGAGACCACGCGAAUUAGUGAUUCUCGUUCGGACAGUGAACUCGCCACCACAACGCUCAAUAUAAAGUAUAGUAAGAAAUCGAUUCUGGGUGCAAUAUGCAAGAUACCAACCCUACAUGGACACUUCCCUUGUCCAUUUCGGGCAACACAAGCUUUGCUGGGU
Messenger RNA from Pelagomonas calceolata, 4048 nucleotides. The record is from the annotation of a GenBank genome assembly. Lineage: Eukaryota; Pelagophyceae; Pelagomonadales; Pelagomonadaceae.